AUGGAUAAGUCUCAAUCUCUCACAUCGCCACCUUAUUUUGAUGGAAACAACUAUGCUUAUUGGAAAGUUCGAAUGAGAGCUUUUCUAAAAUCUGUGGAUGAACGAGUGUGGGUUUCUAUAACAAAGGGAUGGAGAGAACCAGUCACUAUUAUUGAAGGAGUUCAAACUCCCAAAGGUGUGGAUAAUUACUCUAGGGAGGAAAUUAGUGAGUGUGGUUGGAAUAGCAAAGGCCUGAAUGCGAUUUUCAUGGCCGUGUCCCAGGAGGAGUUCAAGCGAAUCUCCAUGUGUGAGAAUUGCAAAGAAGCUUGGGACAUUCUUGAGGUCACCCAUGAGGGUACCAAGGCUGUAAAGAAUUCUAAACUUCAAAUGCUGACCACAAGUUUUGAAGAACUUAGAAUGAAGGAUGAUGAAACCUUCGAUGCCUUUUAUGCCAAACUAAAUGAUGUUGUCAAUUCUCGUUUUAAUCUAGGGGACAGAAUUCCUGAGAACAGAAUUGUGAGAAAAGUUCUCAGAUCACUCCCUGAGAGGUUUCGUCCUAAAGUUACUGCUAUUGAAGAAAGCAAAGAUCUAGACAGUAUGAGAAUUGAAGAAUUGGUAGGCUCUCUACAAACAUAUGAACACACUUUUCCUGUGGAUAAGAAACACAAGUCCAUAGCCCUCAAUACCAUUAGAGAAGAGUCAGAUGAGUCAUCCGAUGAGUCGGCUAUGAGUGACAGAGAAAUAACAUUUUAUGCUAAGAAGUUCAGGAAAAUGUUUGUGGCUAGAAACAAUAAGAACCAGAGGCCAGAGAAGAAAAAGUUUGAAAGAUAUAAUAGAGGCUCAAGUUCAGGGAACAAAGAGAGAAGCACUGAGAAGUACACUAGAACAAAUAAAGACAAGGUACAAUCAAGGGUGCAGUGUCAUGAAUGUCAUGGAUUUGGACACAUUCGUCUGGAAUGUGCAAAUUACAAAAAGGCAAAAGAAAGAGCUAAGAUUGCAUCUCUAAGUGAGAGUGAAUCAGAGUCGAGUGAAUCAUCAGAUAACUCUUCUCCAAAAAGAAAUCUUAACUACAUGGCAUUCACUACCUCUGUCAGCAGCAAAAGUCAAUGUAGUGAAUCAGUGUCUGAUGAUGGGAGCAUAUCUGGAAAUGAAUCUGGGUAUGAAGAUCAGUUGCAAGAAGUCUACGAGAAGCUGUACAAUGAAUGUGUUAAAUUGAGAAAGCGCAACAAAGCGCACAUUGAGGAGAUAGACUUCAGCAAACGAGAAAAUGAAGAGCUUCAAAGCAAAUUAAAUGAAGCCAUUGGUUUAACUGAUCAGAAAGAAAAGCUGGAUGAAAUCCUGGAGUCAGGAAAGCCUCCUGGUGACAAGAGUGGACUAGGAUAUAAUACAGAGAAAUUUGAUGCAGCUACUACCUCAAAAGUCUCCUAUAAGAAUGAGAGGAAAACUGUGUUUGUUCGUGAGUCAAUUGCAAAAGGGAAUGCUAACCCAUCUGACAAGGGUAAGAAAUCCUCUCAUGUAAAUAUGGGUGUUCAGUCUCAUGAUAAGUCAAGAGUUCGAAAUACAAGUCCUGUGUGUCACCACUGUGGUAAGACUGGUCAUGUUGUAGGAGACUGUUUUAAAUUGAAGAGAUACACCAUGUAUGAUCAUACACGCUCUCAAAGUAGAAGUGUGUACUCACCAAAAAUGGAUAAAAAUCCCAUAACUGCUCCUAAGUAUGCCUCAUUCUUCAGGGGACAAAGAGAUCGGAAGGAGAAUUAUGUGUGCCAUAAUUGUGGUAAGUUUGGUCACAUUCGACCAAAUUGCUAUGAGCUUAAGAGGAAUCCUAUGAGAGAUGGAAAUAGUAAAUCAAGAAGAGAGCAUUUGAAUCUUUGGAGUCAAGUCAGGGCCCUAACCAGACAAAAUGAGAUGCUAAAUGUCAAGAUAGACCAACUGUCAACUAGCAAAAAGGACAUCUCUCCAAAAGUUAGAAAAAUGUGGGUCAGAACUGGAAAAAUACACACUUGCCAUGUGGCACACAUUGCUCUAAAGACCAGAGACACCUACAUGUGGUACCUUGAUAGCGGAUGUUCUCGCCACAUGUCAGGUGAUAAAAGUCUAUUUAAAACAGUUGAAGAGUACAAGUGUGGAACAGUAACAUUUGGAGAUGGCGGUAAAGCUGAUAUAAUAGGAAUGGGUGAAAUUGAAAUACCUGGACUGCCCAUCUUGAGAGAAGUCCUAUUUGUUGAUGGAUUAAAAGCCAAUCUCCUCAGUAUAAGCCAAAUGUGUGACAAUGGUGCAGAAGUCCGUUUUUCAAAAGAUAUGUGUAUUGUUUCAGAUAAUAAUGGAAAUUGCAUGAUGCAAGGAACAAGGACAUCUGAUAAUUGUUAUGGCAUUGCCCCUAUUCCUCAGCAUAGUUGCAAUAGUGCUAAGAAUGAGGCUACUGACCUCUGGCAUCAAAGACUUGGACAUGUGAAUCACAAAAAUCUGUCUAAGAUUGCCAAGAAAGAGAUGGUGGUAGGAUUGCCUGAGCUGGGUAAAGUAGAGACUCCUGUUUGUGGGUCAUGUCAGUUGGGAAAACAAGUUAGAACAGCUCACAAGUACACAACGGCUAUUCUGACCGAACGACCAUUAGAGUUGCUGCACAUUGAUCUUAUGGGACCCUCUAGAACUGAGAGCCUGGGGGGAAAGAAAUACAUACUGGUAAUGGUAGAUGAUUUCACCAGAUACUCCUGGGUAGAAUUUCUGAGAGAAAAAUGUGAAGCUCCUAAUGUGAUUAGAACUUUGUGCAAGAAACUUCAAAAUGAGCAAGGGAAAGCAAUAGUCAGAAUUAGGAGUGAUCAUGGAAGAGAGUUUGAAAACUCAAAUCUUGAGAGUUUCUAUGAUGAAGAAGGUAUCAGUCAUGAAUUUUCUGCUCCUAUCACUCCACAACAAAAUGGAGUGGUCGAAAGAAAGAACAGAGUUAUUCAAGAAAUGGCACGGGUCAUGAUUCACAGUAAAAAUGUACCUACUCACUUCUGGGGAGAAGCUGUGAACACAGCAUGUCAUAUUGUGAAUAGAGUCUAUCCACGACCAAACACUUCCAAAACACCAUAUGAGAUGUGGAAAGGAAAGAAACCAAAUGUGAAAUACUUUAGAGUGUUUGGUAGUAAAUGCUACAUUUUGAGAGAUAGGGAAAACUUAGUUAAGUUUGACCCUAAGAGUGAUGAGGGAAUUUUUCUUGAAUAUUCCAGAAACAGUCGUGCGUAUAGGAGCUACAAUCUACGCACCCAAACCGUCAUGGAAUCCAUAAAUGUGGUGGUCAAUGAUGCUCCUAGAGAGGAGUUGAACAAGGAAGAGCAAACUCACACACCGAGUGAAACUGGGCAAGAAGAUUUUGGUACUCUAAAUGAGAGCUUAGAGACCUCAUCAAAUGAGAAAGUGAGUUACCAAAAGGAGCCCUCGUCAAGAGUAAAGUUAAAUCAUCAUCAGGAUAACAUCAUAGGACACAUUGAUGAAGGAAUGAGGCUGAGGAGGAAAGUGAUAAAUCAAUUGGCUUACUCAAGCUACAUCUCACAAAUUGAACCAAAAAGAAUCGAAGAAGCCUUAAAUGAUGAGAAUUGGUUGAAUGCUAUGCAUGAAGAAAUAAACCAAUUUGUGAGGAAUAAUGUGUGGUACUUGGUGCCAAGACCAGAGAAUCACAAUGUCGUGGGUACUAAGUGGAUAUUUAAGAAUAAGUCGGAUGAGAAUGGUACAAUAGUGAGAAAUAAAGCAAGAUUGGUUGCUCAAGGGUAUGCACAGAUGGAAGGAAUAGACUUUGACGAGACCUUUGCUCCAGUUGCCAGACUUGAAUUUAUCCGGAUAUUAUUAAGCAUUGCAUGCCACAUGUGUUUCAAGCUGUAUCAAAUGGAUGUCAAGAGUGCAUUUCUGAAUGGGAUCCUCCAAGAAGAAGUGUACGUCGAACAACCAAAAGGCUUUAAUGAUCCAAAAUAUCCUAAUCAUGUCUAUAGGUUGAAGAAAGCCUUAUAUGGUUUGAAACAAGCUCCUAGAGCUUGGUAUGAGAGGCUUACUUCAUAUCUUGAAGAUCACAAUUUUCUGAGAAGAAGUGUUGACAGAACACUGUUUAUCAGAAAAGUUGGAGAAGACAUAACAGUUGCUCAAAUCUAUGUGGAUGACAUUGUCUUUGGAUCAUCGGUUGACGCCUUGGCUCUUGAGUUUGCUGAAGAAAUGAAAAAUGAAUUUGAAAUGAGCAUGGUAGGUGAACUAACCUUUUUCUUAGGACUCCAGGUGAAACAGUUAGACAAUGGGCUGUUUAUAUCUCAAUCCAAAUAUGCAAAGGAAUUAAUCAAAAAAUUUGGAUUAGAUGGGAAAAGCCAUGCCAGAACCCCUAUGAGCACGAGUGUUAAGCUUAGUACUGAUGGGUCAAGCAAGAAUGUUGAGCAAUCCUUGUAUAGGAGCAUAAUUGGGAGUCUACUGUAUCUCACUGCAAGUAGACCAGACAUUGCUUUUAGUGUUGGGGUCUGUGCUAGAUUUCAAGCUAAUCCUAAGGAAUCUCAUUUAGUAGCUGUCAAACGCAUACUUCGUUAUGUAAAUGAGACAGUCAAUUAUGGGAUCUGGUAUUCUAGAGACUCUAAUACUGAGCUUGCAGGCUAUUCCGAUGCUGAUUGGGCAGGUAAUGCAGAUGAUAGAAAAAGUACUUCUGGUGGGUGUUUUUAUGUCGGCACAAACCUUGUUGCCUGGAUGAGCAAGAAGCAAAAUUCCAUAUCGCUGUCCACGGCUGAGGCUAAAUAUAUUGCUGCAGGCAGCUGUUGCACGCAAUUGUUGUGGAUGAAGCAAAUGUUGUGUGACUAUGGUAUUACUCAAGCUUCUGUCAUGUCUCGAAGAGUUCGUUCACGCCAAAAUCCUCCAGCCCCCGCUCAAGCACAUUUCCGCAAUCCUCGUGCAAGAGAACUUUACACUCAAAAUUUUUCUACCUGUUCUCCUAUUGUUGAGCGGGAAGUUCUCCUUGGUGAGCUUUCUGAGACUGUUAUUCCCCGCAUUUUUGAGUCUCGCCAGUGGCUGGCUUUGACCAUUGGUCAUCCCACUCCUUCUGUGGAGUUGGUUAAGAAGUUUUACUCCAAUAUUGCUGCCAUCUCUGAUGAUGGCUCUUUUGAAGUCAGUCUCCGGAACAUUGUCUUCCGGGUGACUCCGGGCAUGGUUGCGGAUUUGCUAAAUGCCCCGCGAGUGGCAAACCCCACAUAUCCAUAUACACGAACUUCUCCUCCCAGUCCGACUGUCAUUGUUGAAUGUUUAAUCGGUCCAUUUUCGAGUUGGGAUGGUAAAUCACCCAUUCUCACCUCACGUUUUACACCCGAGUUUCUCAUUCUCAGUAGGAUAGUCCUUACAAACCUAUAUCCUACUGGUCAUCAAAGUGAUGUCGGUCCUGACCGCGCCACUUUUUUGUAUGCAUUGAUAAAUGAUGUCUCCAUUGAUCUGGGGGUCAUCUCUGUCGGCCUUCAGCGGGUCAUUGAGUAUCUUGCCCGUCUUGAAGUCCGGUUUGAUGCACGGUUUGAUAGCCUUGAUGCUAAAGUUAACAACCUGCAGCAGCUUGUGACUCAACGCUUCAACGAUAUAGAGGAGCGCUUUGAUGAUGAUGGAAGUCAGCCUGAUGGUGAUGAUGAUGGCAGUCAGCCUCAUGGUGAUACUUGA
This is a messenger RNA of Juglans microcarpa x Juglans regia, 5622 nucleotides long. RefSeq lists its product as uncharacterized. The transcript is spliced from 4 exons. NCBI's taxonomy places the organism in Eukaryota, Viridiplantae, Streptophyta, Magnoliopsida, Fagales, Juglandaceae. Gene Ontology annotation, molecular function: nucleic acid binding; zinc ion binding. Gene Ontology annotation, biological process: DNA integration. Bases 1 to 5622 code for a protein of 1873 amino acids. The record is from RefSeq and is a predicted model, not a curated record.